Messenger RNA from Prunus armeniaca (apricot), 195 nucleotides. Lineage: Eukaryota; Viridiplantae; Streptophyta; Magnoliopsida; Rosales; Rosaceae. The record is from the annotation of a GenBank genome assembly.
AUGACUAAAAUAGACAUGAUGUUGAAAGUAUUAUGGGCUAAUCAUGUGGUGGUAGUGGUGGCGAUGGUGAAAGAGAUGGUGGUUAUGGUAGUGGUGGUGGUGGGGAUGGCGGUUGUGGAGGUGGAGGUUGAGGAGGAGGUGGUGGUGGUGGUGGCGGUGCCAGCAUGGUGGUAUAGAGUUAGGAUAAACGACUAG